UAUUAGAAUAACUUAUGGUAAUGACACUAUGGUAGUAAACACUAUAAUACAGUAGUACGGUUAAGCAAAUAUGUAACAAAGUACUUGUUUCCUCCAUUUUUUCUUUUUUUUUUUCUCUCGAUUACGUGACGCUAUUAGGUUGAAACAACGUGAUAGAAAUAUGUUGUAGCUGCUAUGGAUUUUCAUACUUAUACCGCGUGGCGAGUUGCCCCCGAACGAUAAUACGAGAUCGUUUACAUAAAAUUUGAUAGAUUAGUUGACCUAGUUUUGUGAAAAUCGCGCCAACUUUGGCCAAUCAUAGAACGGUACCCACACUUGCAACUCGUAAUGGAACUGAUGGAUGCGAUUACUUUAAAUUCCUUGUUUUCGCUAUGUUUAGAGUAUCGCGACAUUCUUUUUCUCGUAUGACAAAAUUAAACGAGAAUAUCGAAUGAAUCGUUAGUACGUGUAAUAUUAGAGUAGAGUUAGGAAAUAAAUGCACUUGAAAAAUUUUAAUAAGAUGGUAGGAUAGCUGCUAGCGUAGUUGCAACUAAUACAUGUUGCAAAUAAUAAAUAUUGGAACUUUAAAAAUUCCAUAAUUUUAAUGCUUGUUGUUAACAACGUAAUAUUUUUAUUCCAUUAUAAAUCGAUAACGUUAGAUAUGAUAUCAGAAUGAAAUGAGAGCUUCCCGAGCAACUAAAGUUUGACCACAGUCCAUAGACCUUUCGUUCAAGUAAAAUAUUUGAAAAUAUCUUAAAUAAGCAGCUAGUUAGGUUGUUCAUUUUACAAUUCGUGUAUAUUUGUUGCAUAACUGAUGAUAAAAAAUCAAGUAAAGAAAAAAACAUGAGUCAUUCGUUUCGCAAGUCAUUAAAUAUAUUCUCACUUCAAACAGUGUAAAGGUUAGAUUUCGGUAGUUGUGUAGUCUAUAUCGUUUUACACUUGUUUAAAAGCACGUGGAAUUCUUACGCCCUUACGAUCGAAUAAAAGUAUUCGAAAACAUGAAACAGGAAACGUUGAAAGGUUGGCGUAUUAUAUGGUGGUUAUUUAAAUUAUUUGGCUUUCCAAUAACUAUUCCAUGGUUGAUAUAUCACUUUUUUGACAUAAUGCAAACAAAACGAAGAAAAGCAACACUCAGUGGAAAGGUUGUAAUCAUCACUGGAGCCAGUUCAGGAUUAGGAGAAGCAUUAGCUCAUGUUUUUUACAACUGUGGUUGUAAAGUUAUUCUAAUUGCUAGAAGGAAGGCAGAAUUGGAAAGAGUAAAAAAUGUUUUAGUGAAUACUCAUCAUACGAUACCUACUCAUCCUCCUACAAUUUUACCAUUGGAUAUUACUGAUAUUAAUUCCCUACAAUCUGAAGUGAGAAAAAUAAUUGAGAUUUAUGGAAAAGUUGAUAUCUUGAUCAACAAUGCUGGUAUUUCUUAUAGAGGAGAAGUUGUUAAUACUAAUGUGGAUGUGGAUAUAAAAGUCAUGCUUACAAAUUAUUUUGCACAAAUCGCUUUAGCUAAAGCUGUACUUCCAUUUAUGGUGAAACUACAGUCUGGUCACAUAGUUUGCAUAAGUAGUGUGCAAGGCAAAAUUUCCAUUCCGUAUAGAUCUGCAUAUGCUGCAUCUAAACAUGCAUUAGAAGCAUGGUGUGAUAGUUGUAGAGCAGAAUUGGCUAACCAAAACAUAAAAGUUACCGUCAUAAGUCCAGGUUAUGUACGAACGGCUCUUUCUCUUAAUGCAUUAACAGGAAAUGGACAACUUUAUGGAGUUAUGGACAAAACGACAGAAGAAGGUUACUCUCCUGAAUAUGUGGCAGAUUGUACUUUGAAAGCAAUAUUAAAGGAGGAAAAAGAUGUAUUAAUAGCUCCAGUGACACCAAGACUUGCAGUAUAUUUACGAACUUUAUGUCCAUCGCUUUACUUCUGGAUAAUGCAGAAGCGAGCGCAAAAGUCAGAAAAAGAAGACUAAUUUCAUUGUGAUGUAGCGUUUAUAUAGAUUAUUCUUGUAUUAUAUUUUCUAUGUUCUAAUAUAAUUGUUAUUUCUACAAAGUA
Molecule: messenger RNA, 2014 nt
Organism: Hylaeus anthracinus
Lineage: Eukaryota; Metazoa; Arthropoda; Insecta; Hymenoptera; Colletidae
Product: dehydrogenase/reductase SDR family protein 7-like
Exons: 6
Coding region: 978-1931 (317 amino acids)
Cellular component (GO): membrane
Source: RefSeq, a predicted model, not a curated record